Messenger RNA from Racocetra fulgida, 1098 nucleotides. NCBI's taxonomy places the organism in Eukaryota, Fungi, Glomeromycota, Glomeromycetes, Diversisporales, Gigasporaceae. The record is from the annotation of a GenBank genome assembly.
AUGGGAUUAUUAUCUAAGGGUAAACUACUUCCUUGGGAACAAACAAAACAAUAUGCUGACCAUAUUCGUAAUCAAGGAAUCAACCAAUUUUUAUCAAUUUAUAAUAAAGCAAAAGAUAGGGAAAAUGAUAGUUUAUUGUGGGGUGACGAGAUUGAAUAUAUGGUAAUUGCGUAUGAUGAUGGAAACAAGAACGUAAAAUUAUCAUUAAGAGCUCAAGAUAUUUUACAAGAAUUGCAAAAAGAAGUAGAGGAAGCAUUGAGAAAAGGUGAAGUAGUUGAUGCAUUAUGGCAUCCCGAAUUUGGAGCGUAUAUGAUCGAAGGUGUUGAUCGAUUUGACUUAUUUGGAGUACCCGGUAUUCCUUACGGAAGUUCUUUAAAAAGCUUGACUCUGGUUGAACAAAAUAUGAAACUUAGAAGAGAAAUUGCAUCCAAAUAUUUAAACCCAAAUGAAAGUUUAGUUACUUUAGUCAACUUCCCACGUCUCGGUUGCUCAAGUCAAUUCUUAGAGCCUCAUUAUGAACCAUUUGGGCCUGAGUUAAGAAGUUUAUUUGUGCCGGAUGAAGCCCUGAAUCCACAUGCUAAAUUUCGGGCAGUGAAUGCUGGUAUUGAAGGUCGUCGAGGAUCGAAGGCCGCUCUCAAUGUUCCCAUUUUUCAUGACAAAAAGAGUCAGAAUUCAUUUAUUUACUGUGAAGAAGCUUUACCAGAUCAUAUAUAUAUGGAUUCGGCAGUUUUUGGGGGCUAUUUGUCUGACAUAGAUUGUAGAUGGAUGGUGCUUGCAGAAUGUGCUGAUGAUCGUACAAAAGAAGAACGGAGUUUAGAGGAUAAUAAAUUUUCUGAGUUAAUUAAGGUGAUGCUUCAAUAUCUUGAAUCAGGAAAUAUUGAUGUUGAAACAAGAUAUCAGUUGGAAAAUUAUCUUGAGUUUGUUGACAUGCAUGCUAGUGCGACAUGGAUAAGAAAUUUUGUACGAUCCCAUCCAAAUUAUAAUCAUGAUUCAGUAGUAUCUCAAGAAAUUAAUUAUGAUCUUAUAAAAAUGAUAGAAAAGAUACAAAAUGGUCAAAUCAAGAUGCCUGAAUUAUUGGGUGAAUUUAAAAUUAAUUGA